This is a messenger RNA of Cataglyphis hispanica, 1549 nucleotides long. RefSeq names its product cell cycle checkpoint protein RAD17 (gene Rad17). Gene Ontology annotation, biological process: DNA repair; DNA damage checkpoint signaling; mitotic DNA replication checkpoint signaling. Gene Ontology annotation, molecular function: chromatin binding. The coding region runs from base 134 to 1411 and encodes 425 amino acids. The record is from RefSeq and is a predicted model, not a curated record. The transcript has 9 exons. Lineage: Eukaryota; Metazoa; Arthropoda; Insecta; Hymenoptera; Formicidae.
GCAGAGCGAAAAAUAUGCGCUUCAAAGCGAAAAUAGCAUCAAUCGGAGUACAUCCAAAGAUAAGGAAGAUAAAAAGCGCGUGUCAAAUGAUCGUUCAAACUAAUUAGAGUAAAAAAUGUAAAUAUAAACUAGCAUGACUCCUCCAAAAAGAAAUAAUCAAUGGUGCGUGCCAUCAUUUGACUGUGAAAUUGUAAAUGAGCCUUUGGUCAAGCGUACUAAUACAAGAGAAUUAAAUAAGAGUCUGUCGAACACAUCAUUCACGCAGAACAAUUUCAAAAGAAGAAAACAUGAAACUUGCUUAUCGAAAUUACUUGAGGCUUGUGAACCUCAAAAACUUUCUGAGUUGGCAAUUAGCCGACAGAAACAAAAUGAAAUUUCCAAUUGGUUUCAGUAUAAAGCAUCAAAAAGGCAGCCUUCAAUGUUAGUUCUCUCUGGCCCUUCCGGUUGUGGAAAAACUGUAGCUAUAAAGUUACUUGCCAAAGAAAAUGGAUUCGACAUUAUUGAAUGGAUUACUCCGAUUGAUCAAAUCGAGGAUGAAAAUAAACGCGUGAUGCGGCAAGGGGAUAAAUUCGAGGAUCACGUAAUUCGCGCAACGCGUUACCGCACAGUACUCGGCAAUUAUUCCAAGCAAUUGCUUCUCGUUAAGGAUCUUCCAAAUGUUUAUCAAGAGGAUCACAAAGGCUUUUUUACACUCGUAGAAAAAUAUUUCCAGAUAGGCAAGGAACCUGUGAUAUUUGUUUGCACAGAGACCGGAAAUUCUAGACUGAUGCAGACCUUAUUCGCACCUAAUGUAAGAGAAAAGUUUGGUAUCGAUCUCAUCAACGUAAAUGCAGCUACACAAACCGCGGUAAAAAAUAUAUUGAAACGAGUAUCCGGUGUAUUAAAUGCCAUCGCCGCCGAUAUGUUGUAUGUCUCUCAGCAGCACAUCGACGAAAUAUUGUCCAAUAGCGUUGGAGAUGUACGCAGUGCCGUUUUAAAUCUAAUUUUCAUUUCUCUCAAAGUGCCCGAGCAACAUUUGAAGAGCGAAUGCGGCGUGCGAGAAGAAACUUUGGGUCUACUGCACGGCGUCGGAAGAGUCAUAAAUCCCAAAAAACAAUCAGACGGCGAUUCUACCAAGUAUGUGCAUGAUCCUGAAGAAAUAUCGGCAUUCUUCCAGUCACAGUCAGUGGUAUUUGUGCAAUUUCUACAAGAGAAUUAUCUAAACACUAUAAGAACUAUAGAAGAAGCUACUGUAGCAUCCGAUAUCUUGAGUUUGGCCGAUGUUUUAAAUUCAGAAUGGCGUGAUCGCAAUUUGGGUAAAGUUGCACUAUCAUAUUGCAUCCGUGGCUUGAUGUUGGCAAAUGAAAAGCCUGUAACUGGCUGGAAUCCAGUGAAAAAACCGCGAGACGAUCAUAGUAACAUGUAUAACUAAUAGAGCAGACAGCGAUGCCUGAUAACAGCAGAAACACGAUGGUAUGAAUCAAUCAUUAAACCUUGCUUGAAGAAAAUGAACGAAAUGUCAAUAGUAAAUGAAGAUGAAGAUAUGGAAAUAAUUAUUGAAGAAGAUUAA